UGGCAACUUUAUACUAUUAUGUUUUCGUUUGGCUCGAUCGCGACGGGUUGCGUGUUUUGUAUUUGUUAAAAGUGAUCAUAUAUAAUAUUGUAAUAUUUAAUUUGGACUAGAAUCAACCAAUAACCACAAUGGCACUGGGCGGUGGUAUGUCUUGUGUGAAAUACCUGCUUUUCCUCUUUAAUCUUCUGUUUGCGAUUACUGGCUUGAUCAUUCUCAUAGUUGGUAUUACAUCAGAAAUCAAAUCAUCUCCCUACAUCGACUUGACAGAUGAACAAUUCUACACCUCUGGGCCUGUUGUGAUGAUCAUUGUGGGCAUCAUUGUAUUUGUGGUUGCCUUCUUUGGAUGCUGUGGUGCUGUCAAGGAGAAUCACUGCAUGAUCAUUACGUUCUCGGUGUUCUUGUUGAUCAUCUUCUUGGCUGAGCUGGCGAUUGGCAUCGCGGGCUACGUGAAGCAUAAGGACUUGGAGAACAGCAUCAAGCGCCACCUGAACGAAACGAUCAAAGAAUACCCGACGAAUGCCGACGUUCAACGGACAUUUGACAUCAUCCAGACUGACUUGAACUGCUGCGGCAUCAACGGACCCAAAGACUGGAGUAACAAUGGAAUUAAAAUUCCAAAUACCUGCUGCGCGGGUCUGCCCCACUCUAUAACUAGCGGCAGUUCCUCAGAUUGUACCAUCGAUUCGCCGACCCUCCGCACCGAUGGCUGUCUGAAUAAAGUCGUUGAACAUUUGCAAGAUAUCGCUGCGAUCCUCGGUGGCGUCGGCGUAGGCAUUGCUAUUGUGCAGCUUCUGGGUGUUAUAUUCGCUUGCUGCCUCGCUAGAUCGAUCCGCAGCCAGUACGAAACAGUUUAAAUUGGAACAAGUCAAAACAAUCUCGGUGUCUGUAGAACCUUAGUAUAUAAUGUAUAAUUAUAUUUUUUAAACAUGUUAUUUUUUACUUAAGUACAAUUCAGUUCAUAUGUAUACGUAAAGAAACUUUGUUGGAAUUUAAGAUUUUAUUCGUUUUCUAUUUAUUUUUGUCUGAUACAUUUUUUGAGAACUUUAUAGUUAUAAUUUUGUUACCUCGAAUAGCAUUAAUAGAAUAUAUCUUUUAUUUACAUUUUAAGCAUACCUUGUCAGUUUUGUUAGAAUUGUGUGACCCGCACAGUGCACAGUAUUUGAGACUUGUUUCACAUAAAAUCACGAGUGCUCAGUGUAAGACUGAUUUUUCGAAUAAAUUAUUCCUAAAUGCCAAUAUGAAUCUAGUAAUUUUAAUUUGUGUUAUGCAAAUCUUUGUAUUGAUUAAUCAAAUUGAAAAUAUGCGUUUCAUAAAUGUCUCACUAUAGUAAUAAGUACAAUCUUAUCGGUGUUAGAACAUCUAUUAUUACUAUUAUAUUAUAUACAAAUAUAGUUGUUUUAUAUCUCUCAUUACGUAAUUAGAUUGGUGUUUUAUAGUGUCUCUGGAAAUGUAUAUGUGCUAUUUAUAAUAAAAUCUCAUUAUCCAGCAUCAGUUUUUUUUUUAUUUAUUAGGUUCGUAUACAAUAAAACAGCAUUCAGUGUCCUAGUUACACACAUUUUAUUCUCCUAUUUUAUACCAUAAUAUAAAUUGUAACAUAGGAUGAUUACAAGGGGUCAGAGUUUAUACAUCAAGUUUUAAGGAACAUUCAGUCGCGUCAAUUAAAUACAGUUGUUGUCUUAUGCAAGCAACAUAGUUGUAAAAAUAACUAAAAAAAUCACAUUGACCAAAUAUACCCAGUCCGGAAUACAAUCGUAGUAUUCACCUCCUUGUAUGUCGCAAGCAUUUGAACCUCACAGCACCACUAAUUAAAUCACCAAAUUCAUCAAUUAAAAAUAUAAUGAACUUCAUCAUUACAAUAUCACCAAAACAUUCAUAUACGCGCGACAUACGCUUUUCGCUAAAAUCAUUACAAUACUAAAUCUAUUUAUUACUAAGGUUAAGACAUACAUUAUACAA
Achroia grisella is the source of this 1956-nucleotide messenger RNA. Its product is annotated as CD63 antigen-like. The coding region runs from base 129 to 854 and encodes 241 amino acids. The transcript is spliced from 6 exons. NCBI's taxonomy places the organism in Eukaryota, Metazoa, Arthropoda, Insecta, Lepidoptera, Pyralidae. The record is from RefSeq and is a predicted model, not a curated record. Gene Ontology annotation, cellular component: membrane.